Molecule: messenger RNA, 2329 nt
Organism: Sinocyclocheilus anshuiensis
Lineage: Eukaryota; Metazoa; Chordata; Actinopteri; Cypriniformes; Cyprinidae
Product: protein FAM189A1-like
Exons: 13
Cellular component (GO): membrane
Source: RefSeq, a predicted model, not a curated record
AUGCCCGUCAGCGCAAUGCCGAGGGGUCGGUCUCUGAGCCCGGCAUCUCUGUCCCGCAGCCUCUCGCGGCUGAGGGAGUUUCGAACCCGGACUCGCAUCAUGCUUUCUCUGGGAGUUUCACAGAUGGUGCUCGGGAGUCUGAUUUUGGCUGUCAGUUUCGCCGCUUUGGCCCUCACUACAUCUCCGAGGGUGAGACAUUCGUGUCCCUUUUGGGCUGGAUUCUCGGUGCUUUUGUCUGGACUGAUCGGAGUGGUGUCAUGGAAAAGGCCCCUUUCUUUGGUGAUAACUUUCUUCAUGCUGUUGUCUGCUGUGUGUGUGAUGCUGAACCUCGCAGGAGCCAUCCUUUCCUGUCAGAAUGCCCAGUUGGUCAACUCUCUGGAGGACUGUCAGCUGAUCAAAUUUGACAGUGAUGGUGUGUGUGUCUGCUGUGAGCUCGAGCGCCUGAGAUCCACCUGUAAUAAUCUGGGAGAUACGCUUAAACUCAACCCGCUGAGGGACUGCAACACCAUACGUCUCCGCCUGAAGGAGUUGCUUUUCAGCGUGUGUGCACUGAAUGUUAUCUCCACCAUUGUGUGUGCUCUGGCCACAGCCGUAUGCUGUAUGCAAAUGGUUUCUACUGAUUUACUACAGAUGUUUCUUCCGCAUGGGCACAGGGAGAUGAAUUGAGAUGAGUUAUAUUAGCAUGGCUGCGGCUCUGUGAACGAGUUCAUCCCACCCAUCCCCCCUCCUCCCUACUACCCCCCAGAGUACACCUGCACACCUGUGAUGGAGGGCCAGAGAGGGUUGCAUCUGGACUUUCCACACUCUCCCUUCAGUGCUAUUUAUGGGGUGCCUAUAAACAGCCCUGGGGCUUUAUAUCCAUCUGAGCUGCCACCACCCUAUGAAUCUGUCGUGGGACAGACACCUGCCAGCCAGAUUACCACCAGUCUUGCGCAACAGGUUACAGAGUCCAGUCUGUGUGAAAGGAACACCACAGCUGGCCUUAGCACUCAGGCCUCUGUUGAUAGUGCUUCCCUUAUGGUGUCUGAGACUGCAGACAUCCCUGAUCACAGCUGUUCCUCUGAAGACCUGUGUUCUCUAGAAGUGCAAGGCUCUGAUUCCUCUCCAUAUGGCACUUUACACAUCGUGCCUACUGAUGGUAGCUGCACAAGUCUGGAUCACUGUCUGAGGCGGCAGACCCCUGCUCGACUGGACCACAGCGAGUCCUCUGUCACGCAGGAUUCCAAGCCCCACUCUCCCCAGCUGUCACCCGAUGCUGUUAACGUGCCUGAGAAGGAGGAGAUUACAGGCGUUAAACCCACGUCUCGCACGCAGCACAGAGAACGAACCAAUAAGAAGCUUACCCUUCUUUUCCCUCCAAGCACACCAUCCCAAUGUGCUUCCAACUCAGCAGUGACCUCCACUGCCGCCACAGCUUCUGCUCUGACCCCCUCCGCUUGCACCUCUCCGUCACCCACCGCUCAACUGCGGGGAACCCGGCUAUGCUUCAGCGUCUGGUCCCCAUCCUCCUCUUCCUCACAGCCCCAUGCUACCUCUGCCCUUAGCAACCCCAGUCAACGUGAGCGGCCCCGCACACUCCGUGCCACUAAAGGGUAUUGGAAGCUGGCGAGGAUUGUGCGUUCCACUAGUGAACCCAUAUCCUGUAAUUCCAUAUCUAGAAGUGAGCGUUGUGUUCCUGCUUCUAACCAUCCACCCGAGGACUCCCCACAGACUCCCUGUGAUCAAGCAUGUAUAGAGCUCUCUGAGAGCGCCCGACACCCUUCUGCCAAACAAAGCAGCCAAGGGGGCAAGAAGCAGAAGGACGGUGGAAAGGUGGACAUCCAACUCAAACCUCACAUCCCUCACUCAAUGUCUACAGAACGGCCGCAGUCUCUCGCAGACCUCAAAACUUACAAAGACACCAAAGUCCUGGUGGCCAAGUUCCUGGAGCACUCGAGCUGCAGUCUACCUCCGGAGGUCCAGCAGGUGGUCAACAGCAUUAAAUGUGUUAUUAAAUCUGAUGAGAAACACAUGGAGGAGGCCAUUUUCAGUGCCAGUAUCAUUGAUCAGUUGAUGACACAGUCACAGAAGACCAUGGGCAGCCAGAGGAAGCAUGCUCACGAAGACCUGCAUUUACAGAGCUGUGGGGCUUUGAGUUCCCCAUCUUCAUCCUUGCGCCGUCCACCCAGAGGAUCCAGUCAGACAGAUGCCCCUGCUCCCCUGGAUCAUCAGCCUCAAAGCCUCAUCAGUGUAUGCAGAGAAACUACACUUUGACCCUCCAGACUACAAACACCCUUUUCCUCAUAAUCCUCUGAAUAUGUGCCAAGGCCAAGUCCUCAUCAGCAGAAAA